ACGGUCUUGCUCGUGAACUCGCUGAAGCACUACCCACUUCAUGGCGCGCUGCAGUCACAAGGGCUGUGGUCAGGAGUUUGACCCAAAGACUAACACCGAGAAAAGCUGCACGUAUCAUGCUGGUGGUCCGGUCUUCCACGAAGGUUUGAAGUCAUGGUCCUGCUGCUCUGAUGUGAACAAGCCCGUAUUGGAUUUUGACGAGUUUAUGAGCAUUCCAGGAUGUACAAUCGGAAAGCACGACGAAGCGCCUGCCAAACCACCGUCGCCACCGCCAAAGCCUGCCCAGAAUCCUGCAAGUUUGAGCGUGACGACGUCCAAUGAUGGCACAGAGGUCUAUGCAUCAGGCCCAGCUGCUCCCAGCGCGCCUGAGCCACUUGGAACUACGUCAGUAUUCUCGACGCCACCUGCACCGGUCCAUGUCGAAGAAGAGGACGAUCUAGGUGCUCAAGUGAAGCCUGGGACGAAGUGCCGCCACAAUGGCUGCUCCGUUCUGUUCGUGAGCGACGAAGUAAACCGCAAGGAAGGCGGUGAAGCCAGUGAAUGCACUUAUCAUCCCUUGCCUCCCAUUUUUAGGGAGGGGAGUAAAGGAUAUCUAUGUUGCAAGCGUAGGGUACUCGAGUUCGAUGAGUUCCUCAAAAUCGAAGGGUGCAAGAAAGGCCGUCAUGUAUUCGUGGCGAAAGCUAAACCGCAAGAAGGCGAGCAAUUCACCGAAUGCCGCAUCGACCAUUUUCAGACUCCGUCGGAAGUGCACGUUUCUGUGUACGGCAAGCAGGCGGAUAAGGACCGGAGCAAGAUCGAGUUUGAGGAGACAAAGCUUCAUAUCGAUAUAUUCCUGCCUGGUCCAAAGCGAUUCCGAAAGUCUAUAGAGCUUUUCGGCCCAAUUGAUCCAGAUAACUCUAGUUACAAGUUUUUCGGGACCAAGGUGGAUAUCCUGCUUAAGAAGCAAGACACACGGAGUUGGACCAUCCUUGAGAAGCCCCAAAGGGAUCUUGGCCCCGUCAGUCUCACAUUCGGUGUGGGCGGCAGGACUGGCACAAUCGGCGGGAAAGAUAUUAUUCUAGACGAGUCUAAUAAGAGUAAAAGUAAGGUGACUGUAUGAUAGUUAUGGACUUCGUCCGACCUGGUGCAGACUGGAGUCUGGCUAGUUUCGAUGCAAUGAAUAAUUUGUAUUGGCCCACUACCCCACCGCCCGCUUAAAGUUCACCAGGUCUCUCAACUUCUUGGAUGACUUGGAUAAUAUCGUCACGUUGCACAUCACCAAAACCUUGCAAGCCCAUACCACAUUCCGACCCUUUCCGAACCUCGGUGACAUCCCUCUGCAGUACACGCAGAGUUUCCAAGGGCGCUUCAGAGAUGAUUUUGCCAUUCCUAAUAAUCCUAGCCUUUUUGCCCUUUUCGAUUACGCCGUCCGUGACUCGGCACCCAGCAACCUUCUGGACAUGCUUUGAUUUGACUUGUAUGUCGAAGAUUUGUAAAACGGUAGCCUCUCCUGUCACCUUGGCUUCGAUGGUCGCUGGUAAGAGAGCAACCAGACGUUCUUUGAUAUCAUCCACUAGUCGGUAGAUGAUAGUUGUGGAGUAUAUCGGGACUUGGUUCUGCGUAGCAAUGGCCUGGAUCGGCCUGGGGAUAUUGACAGAAAAGGCCACGACCAUUCCUUCAACUGCCUUAGCCCUCAUAACAUCGGAUUCGGUGACAUCUCCAACGCCGGUACAUACUACCUUAACCGCAGCUUUGUCGUUGCCAAUCCCAGAUAUCGCACCCACCACGGCCUCCACACUCCCACUGACAUCCGCCUUAAUAACCAACCUUAACUCUUUAGGACCCUGUUUGUCAUUCUGGACUGUCGGGUCCAGGCCUUGCUCCUCCAGCCCUCUUUCCUCCCUCUCGUGUCUCCGGUGUUCAUUGAUGACUUCCAGGUCCACUAAGGAAGACUCUAUCUCCGCUUUCCUAAUCCUAUUCGCCACAGCCUUUUUGACAUCAUCUUCAGAUCCUGACAAUACGUCGUCCCCGGCGUUUGGAAGUUCCUUCC
Molecule: messenger RNA, 2029 nt
Organism: Gloeophyllum trabeum ATCC 11539
Lineage: Eukaryota; Fungi; Basidiomycota; Agaricomycetes; Gloeophyllales; Gloeophyllaceae
Product: chord-domain-containing protein
Exons: 10
Coding region: 41-1099 (352 amino acids)
Source: RefSeq, a predicted model, not a curated record